This is a messenger RNA of Oryzias melastigma (Indian medaka), 3855 nucleotides long. RefSeq names its product cordon-bleu WH2 repeat protein-like 1b (gene cobll1b). The transcript is spliced from 13 exons. The record is from RefSeq and is a predicted model, not a curated record. Lineage: Eukaryota; Metazoa; Chordata; Actinopteri; Beloniformes; Adrianichthyidae. Gene Ontology annotation, molecular function: actin monomer binding. The coding region runs from base 638 to 3331 and encodes 897 amino acids.
GUGUGGCUUUAAACAGUUGGUAGCAUUCUUCAUCGCACAAAAGCAAACAGAGGAGGACGAGCUGAUUGAAUGAUGAAGUGGGGAGGAUUUGCACCGCAGCAGAAGAUAAAAAGCUGGAUCAGAAGUUGCCCUUCACGCCCCUUGUUUGUUUACCUGAUAAUCGUGUCAGGGCUGAACGAGAAGAAUACAGACACAAACAGAGUUAUUCAGCAGAUUUGCUCCAAGCUCACAUGCUGUCUGCGAGCAGCUGCUCCACUGGCCCCUCCCACAGGUUCACGUCUGCAAGGGGAGGCAAAGAAAGCUGCUUUACCCCGACCACGGGGGGAGUCCCACCAGCUCGCUCGGCUCUGAAGCUCCUGGAGGCCCAGCAGGACAGCAGGCAGGAUCUAGGUGGAGGCAGACUUCUGAUGUCACACCUGUGGGCGUGGCAUUAAGGUGGGCUUUUUAAAGCUAAACCACUUGAAGUUGCGUCGGUGUGAUUACACAUGUGAGAAUCCAGCAGAAUGGAGACUGAUGGGAGCGGGAAAAGGCUUCAGUAGAGAGGGUGUCGAGAAAAAGUAAAGCCCCGUCCCCUCCGGGACUGAGGUUAGAUUCCCAAGGAUUUUCCCCCUGGCACCCCGGAAACCUUCACUUAACCAUGGAGCAGAAGGAGAACCUGCAAGACAAGGAGCUUUCACUGACUGUAGUUCUGCCUGGAGGAGUGGAACAGAUGACAGUGGUUCAUGGAAGCAAACCCCUAAUGGAUCUCUUAGUGACUCUUUGUGCAAAGUAUCACCUGAACCCAGCGAGCCACACCUUAGAACUGGUCACAGCCAACAAGAACAGCAUCAAGCUGAAACCCAGCGCCCUCAUCGGGACUUUGGAUGCAGAGAAGGUCAUCCUGAAAACUAAAGGAGAGGACAAAAAUAAAAAGACAGGCCCUCAGAUGCCUGAGGCAACUGUUCGGAUGGUGAUCAACUACAAAAAGACCCAGAAAACCAUAUUGAGAGUAAAUCCCCGUGUUCCCCUUUCUGAGCUCUUACCAGCAAUCUGUGAAAAAUGUGAAUUUGACACAGAGACUACGGUUCUGAUGAGGGACGGCCAGUCACUGACCCCUUUGGACUUGUCCAAUUCUCUUAACGAUUAUGCAAUACGGGAGGUUUAUGCAAGAGACACAAAAGGAAAAGCGGCUUCUCCUGUUUGUCCAAACUCACCAGCAGGAGUUGUCACACCAGGCAAAGCAAAAAACCUGAAGGAGGAGGAGAAUAAAGGCCUCUUCAGCAUGUUUAGAAAAAGCAAGAAAAAGUCAGAGCAGCCAACGACAGUCAGUGCCCCCGGUUCUCCUGUCCUCGUGAGCAAGCCUCGACCGCUGAGCAUGGCCCUGCCUUGUUCAAACUCCUCCAACUUUGCUGAUGUGCCAAAGAAGAGGCGCGCGCCACAGCCGCCGAACCGGCUAUUUCAGAGGAGCAACUCAGACAUCGGGACCACGCGGAGGUUCAGCUCCGAACCCGGUACCCAGCUCGACCAGGUGGCGGGCGUGAGCCGUGGCUCGUCGGCAGAAUCGUCGCUAAAGAGAACCAAGCGCAAGGCUCCUCCACCUCCAACAAGUGCCGUCGUCCACAGUCCGGUUUCUCAGGAGGAACUUUCACAGGCGAUUGCAGCUCCUAAAACACUGGAGGAGAUUAUGGAGAAGGAGGAAGUGACCUCAGCGUCUGCAGCUCAUAAUGGCGUCCAGGGAGAGGACCGGAGCCUCAGCGUCUCACCGGAGGUCUCACUGCAGUACUUGUCUCCAGAUAUUGAGAUGGAGAGCACGAUGUCAGUGGAGGGCGGCGAGGAAGAUCGAUCUGAUCAUUCUUCGGAUGGCAUUCAAAGUCAGGUGAAAGAUUCUACAGUUGCAACUGAUGCAGGGAAAACGAAUGACUCCGACGUGGCACCAAACAGUGGUUGUCAAAUUCCUGUUGAAGACCCAAGCAAACCCGACAUCUGUGAAGGACCACCGUCUGACGCCACUGACGGUCAGAACAACGCCACCAGCCUCCCUCCAGCCAUCCCGCAGGUUGCAGAGACCUCCGUUCAGACAAACACUGACGCCCCACUGGAACGAGCUGACCUCUUGGGCAGUUUAGAGCCUCAAAGUGCAUCCAGACCUACGGGAGAGGAUGCUCAAGUCCAAACAGAUUUUGAAGAUUUCCCUGCUCCUCCACCCCAACACGCAGACAACAGGCCUGCAUCCGUAAACUCUUCCACAUCCCACACCUCGGAGACUUCUCCAUGCCGAGACUCACCGCCAAGUGCCUCUACUGCAACAAAAGGGACAUCCAUGUUUGCUACAGACUUUGAGCCAAAACCUAAACCUUCUAAUGAGAUUACAAGAGACUACACCCCUAAAGUGGGGAUGAAGACCUACACCAUAGUUCCUCAGAAAUCCCUUGAAAAACUUAGAUAUUUUGAAGUUGCACUGACACUGGAAGCCCCUCCUAAAGCUCCAGCAGAGGGACAAAACGCUGCUUCUCCUCUUUUAGAUGAGAGCACCAAGCAAACGGGAUGGACUGAAGUUUUAGAAAACACAACACAUCCUAACAUACCCAGUAAAGACUCACUGAAUAACACUAGUGCUCAGCACACUUUAAAUGGGGAUAUGUCCCAGCCUUCUUCACCAGCAAGUUUACACAGCACAGACGAGGGCUCAUCCGCAGCUAAUGGAGUGUCUCAAGCAGUUUCACCAGCAGAGCUCAAGGAGAUGAAAAUUCCACCUGUGACCAAACCGAAGCCCACUUCUUUCCGCCUGCCGCAGCUGAAAAAAACACCUGGGUAUUAUGUAACUUCAGCAGCCGAGAAAAGUCCGGGUGCCGGUCCGGGCUUUGGCCUCAAGGAGACUUCAGGGAGUUCAGAGAGGGCAGCCCUGCCACCCCCUCCUCUCCCACCUCCUGUCCAGUGUCAACAGGAAACGGCAGAGGCCGCCGGCGUCCAGCUGAGCCCCAAGCAGGUCGGCGGAAAGGUGGCAUUGUCCAGGCAAGCUAGUCUGCCGCUGAGGGAGUCGAGCACAGGCUUGAGCCUGGAAAAAUUAAGGAGCUUUGCAGCUCCUAAACCUUACUCUCCGUUAAAGCCGUCCCGCUUCGCCCAGGCCGUCUCCUCUGCUGUAAAACGGAGCCAGUCUCUGUCGCACGCACCCAAGUCGCCUCCCUUCAUCACCUCCACACCCACCUCCCCCACUCCAAGUCUCUCAUCAGUCACAGAGACAAGAGGACUGUUCUGUCUGAAGCAGGACUGUGAAAACAGAGCGCUGGAGGGUGACGACUCCAGUCUGCAAAGGGAGGAGGGUCUUCAAAUGGCCGGAGAGUGCAGUCCCUAAAAAUGAGGAGUCCACACAGUCUUCCUGGAGCUCUUAAGAAAUUUACCACAAAAGAGGAAAGCCUCUUCUCUGACUCCUCUUACCUAGCCAGGAUACAUAAAAAUAUGUAUUUUGAUGGUUACUAUUUUGUAUUUUUUCUUUUUUUUUAAUUAAGAGAUAUUAUUGCAUAUUUUAAUGUUUAUUUAGUGAGAACUAUCAUGCAUUUAAUGCAGUGUUUUGAGCAAUCAGAAAUUAGAAUUUCGUAAAUUAUUGCAACUAUUUGGUUUGUAUUAUCUAAAUAAUACAGAAUGUUUAGGACAGAACAGGUCAGGUUAAUGUCUUAUGUUGUACUUUAGGUCUGUAUUUAAGUAUGAGUUUUGAAUGCAGAAAUACAGUGUGUACAGUACACUUGGGUUGCGAUAAAAGUUUCUCCUGUCAGGUGUUUCUCUUGUGUUUCAAGUGUGCUUCUCUCUGUAUUUUAAAAGCCUUUGAAUGCUUAAUAAAGGCCAAUAACUUGAGUGAACUCUUGAGUGGAUGACAAAGAA